AUGUGCAACAUCACAUUCAGCCAAGAGCUUUGGGCUCUCAUCAUAACCUUCAGCAAGUACCACUUCGACCGUCAAGAUCCCGAAUUCCUUCGAGCCAUCGAAGACUGCAAGAUGGAGUACCCGCUGUGGCAAAGUACUAGCCUCGACAAGAGCAAUCGCUUUGAGGUUCGGAGAUUCGUAGAGCGUACAUCUGAGCUUCCGCUCAAGUUUCCGCUCGAGGUCAUCAUGGCAUAUCCCGAACAGCGCUUCAAGUUCUACCAGGAGAUCUUGUAUUGGAUCAACAGAGGACCGAAUCACCUGCGCAAGGACCACAGCAUUGCAUGGGUCCACAUCAUGCAGGAAGAGAUCCCGGAGGUGGUCGUUGUUGGUGAGGAAUUGGUUGGAGACGAUAACGAUGACGAGGACAGUGAGUGGGAAGGAGAGGUCCUUCAGGAACACCUGGGUCCCGAGGGCAUUGAGGAGUAUACGAAGAUGGCCUUGAACGAAGGGCACACAGACAACGAGCACCAUUGGUAUGAUCUGCGACCAGAAGAUCUCAACCGUAGUAACUCUCACCAUGAGGAAGGAUCGGUUACUCAUGAGGAGGAAGUGGAGGAAUAUAUCAUGACAGUCAGCCGUGGAAAGGCCAUGAAUACCCCUGAACCUGUGGGAAAUUAUCGUUCUCCGCGGGUGGAGUCCACAGUAGAUCUCAGCGAUGAAGAAUCUCUCUUUGAGGACGAGGGCAUCUCCCAAGAAGACGAACUGGAGGUGGACCGCAACCCAGCCAAGCGUGCAGCUACCAGCAUUGCUCCAGAGCUCGCCACCCUUGACGACUUCCCUCAUUUGGAGAAGCCAGAAGGACCCAGCGAUGAAGGCUAUUCCCUUGAGGUCGGAGAGAGUUCUCAAGAGGAAGAAGAAGAGGAGGAGGACGAGUAUGUCGUGCCAGCCAAGCGUCGAAAGACCAAGACUGGUCCCAAGCCCGCCACUCCAAACUCCACCGCCCAUAACCAUUCUUCCACCGCUCAUGAAGAUGCUUCUGCCUCCCAUGAUCAUUCUUCACCAACAACAGGCCCUCCUCCUAGAGCUAUUCGCAUCCAAACAUCUCGCGGUGGAGCAUGGGCUCUUCCCGCUCCAUCACCUACCGCCGGCAUUCCUUCUCGGGCCGAAUUGUCAAAGGCGGAGCUUCGCGAGCGUAUGAAGUUUCCCCGGUGCACGAGAUGCAUUGCUGCGGGGAAAUGGUGUGACCGUCUGAUUGGGACUAAUUCGAAGUGCAACCAGUGCUUGGUGGCUAGAGACCCAAAUGUUGUGUGCGAGGCAGAAAAGAUCAAGGCUUCGAAGUGUCAUCCGGGUGCUAUCCAUGGGAGAGAUAAAUCCGGAGAGCCAAAGCGUGAGAAUACCACCACGAAGGGCAAGAAGAGAAAGGCUUGA
This is a messenger RNA of Mollisia scopiformis, 1407 nucleotides long. RefSeq lists its product as uncharacterized. The transcript has a single exon. The coding region runs from base 1 to 1407 and encodes 468 amino acids. Lineage: Eukaryota; Fungi; Ascomycota; Leotiomycetes; Helotiales; Mollisiaceae. The record is from RefSeq and is a predicted model, not a curated record.